GCCUCCGGGUGUCGCUGUUGGCCGCCGCCGAGCGGCGCUGGAGCCGCCGCCGCCGCAGCGUCCUGCCCCCGCAGGCUGCUCGCUCGCCCGGCGCCGGCCAGAGCGGCAGCGGCAGCGCCAGCAGCAGCGGCGAGAGGCGGCGAGAGGCGGCGAGAGGCGGCGCUUGGCGGGGAGCAGCGGCGUCCGAGGCGGCCCGAGCGGGCUGGCUGCGCUGCCUGUGAGCGGUGCGUGCGGUGUGUGGCGAGAGCGGCUGCGAGGGAGGCAGGGCAGCGGCAGGAGGCAGGAGCUUGGCGAGCUGUGGCGGCAGAGAAUGGCGGUGAGGCGGCGGCAGAGGCUCGGGCCGGGCGGCGGGCGAGCGCUGCUGGGCGCGGUGCUGCUGUGCGUGUGGUGGCGGGCGGCGGCCGAGCGGGUCCGCUACGCCAUCCCCGAGGAGCUGGGCAGAGGCUCGCUCGUGGGGCCGCUGGCGCGGGACCUGGGGCUCAGCGCGGACGAGCUGCCGGCGCGCAAGCUGCAGGUGGCGUCUGCCGGCAAGAAGCAGCUGAAAUACUUCAGUGUGAAUGAGGAGAACGGGAACCUGUACGUGAACGAGCGGCUGGACCGGGAGGAGAUGUGCGGCGAUUCGGUGACCUGCUCCAUCAGUUUCGAGGUGCUGGUGCACAACCCGCUGAACAUUUUCCACGUCGAUGUGGCGAUCGAAGAUGUGAACGACAACUCCCCGGCCUUCAGCAAGGCUAUUUUGGAGCUCGAGAUUAGUGAAUCGACGCUUCCUGGUGCUCGUUUUCCGCUGGAGACUGCACGAGACGCUGAUUCAGGACGGAACUCUUUUCUGACUUACCAGCUAGACAGUAACCCGUCCUUCUCACUCUCCAUGAAGGAAAAGACGGGAGGGAAAAAGCAGCCGGAAUUAGUGCUGCAGGCAGCUUUGGACCGAGAGAAGCAGAGCUUGUUCGAGUUGGUACUGACAGCGGUGGACGACGGGGACCCCGCGAGGUCCGGGGCUGUCCAGAUUCGCAUAAACGUGACAGACGCAAACGACAAUCCGCCUCUGUUCAGUAAAAGUAUCUACGAGGCGAGAGUGGCAGAGAAUCUGCCGCCGGGAUCACUGGUGCUGCGGGUGGUGGCCACGGAUGCGGACGCGGGCACCAACGGGCGAGUCUCCUACUCCUUCGGCAGCGUCCUGGACACAGUCAGAGCGUUGUUCGCUGUCGACAGAGAGGGCGGCGAGAUCAGGACGGUCGGUCCCCUCGAUUUCGAGGAGAAGAGUAAAUACGUCUUCGACCUGGAGGCAACAGACGGCGGCGGCCUAACCAGUCACUGCGAAGUGCAGGUUGACAUCACGGACGAGAACGACAACGCACCCGAGAUUACGAUUCUGUCGCUUUCGAGUCCCGUGCCCGAAGACGCACCGGUGGGCACCGUGGUGGCCCUGUUGAACGUGGAAGACCCGGAUUCGGGCGAGAACGGUCAGGUGUCGUGCGAGCUGUCGGGCGAGGCGCCGCUGUCGAUCGUGGCGUCGCCGGGCGGCUCGUACAAGGUGGUGACGGCGAGCGCGCUGGACCGCGAGCAGGCGUCCGAGCAGCGCGUGACGGUGGUGGCCCGGGACCGGGGCAGGCCGGCGCUGUGGAGCAGCACGGAGCUGGUGCUGGAGGUGUCGGACGUGAACGACAACGCGCCGGUGUUCGAGGAGGCGGCGUACAGCGCGUACGUGGCGGAGAACAACGCGGCGGGCGCGCUGGUGCUGCGCGUGCAGGCGCGGGACGCGGACGCGGGCGCCAACGGGCGCGUGAGCUACUGGCUGGCGGGCGGCAGCGCGGGCGCGGCGGGCGCGGCGCCGCUCGUGUCGGUGGAGGCGCGGAGCGGCGCGCUGUACGCGCAGCGCUCCUUGGACUACGAGCAGUGCCGCGAGUUGUGGGUGGCGGUGCGGGCGCAGGACGGCGGCGCGCCGGCGCGCAGCUCCACGGCCACGGUGCGCGUGUUCGUGCUGGACCGCAACGACAACGCGCCGCGGGUGCUGUGGCCGGCGGCGGCGGCGGCGGCGGCGGGAGAGGCUCCGGCAGCGGCGCCGUUCGAGGUGGUGCCGCGCUCGGCCGAGGCCGGCUACCUGGUGGCCAAGGUGGUGGCGGUGGACGCGGACGCGGGGCGCAACGCGUGGCUGUCGUACGAGCUGGUGCAGGCGUCGGAGCCGGCGCUGUUCCGCGUGGGGCUGCACAGCGGCGAGGUGCGCACGGCGCGCGCCGUGUCCGAGCGGGACGCGGCCAAGCAGCGAGUGGUGGCCGUGGUGAAGGACCACGGGCAGCCGGCGCUGUCGGCCACGGCCACGCUGCACGUGGUGCUGGCCGAGAGCUUGCAGGAGGCGCUGCCGGAGCUGAGCGAGCGGCCGGCGGGCGCCGAGGCGGCGGCGGCGGCGGCGGCCGAGCUGCAGUUCUACCUGGUGCUGGCGCUGGCGCUGCUGUCGGCGCUCUUGGUGCUGAGCGUGGCGCUGGCCGUGGUGGCGCGGCUGCGCCGGGCCGGGCCGCCCGCCGUGCUGCGCUGCCUGGGCGCGCAGCGCUUCUCGCUGGCCGGCGCCGCCUUCCCGGCCGACUUCUGCGAGGGCACCUUGCCCUACUCCUACAACCUGUGCGUGGCGGCGCCGGCCCGCGCUGUGCCCGAGGCCGCUUGGCCGCCGCCGCCGCCGGUGCCCGUGCUGUCGGCGGAGGAGCUUCUGGGCGGCGAUUCGUGCGAGAAGCCGAUCCCGAACAGCAGCGCCGUCACGGGAGUUCCGCCCGCCGACCAGGAUGCACCGCAGCUGUCAGACGGGGCGGACAGCGCUCGGCAGCGCUCGGUGCUGCAGUGCCGGGAGGAGGCUGCGGGCGCCGCUGUUGACCGAGAGGAGCGAGAGGAAGCUCGGAGCGCUGCAGCCCCGCCCGCUGCGGACAGACUCGAUCUGCUGUUCCCCGUCAGGCUUGGCCGCGGGUGGUUCGGAGGGCGUGACAGCCGCCCGUGCAGCGGUGCAGCGAUGGAGAUGUGCUCGGCGGGGAGGCGCUGGGGCCGGCGGCAGCGAGCUCUGCUCUGGGUGACGCUGCUGGCGGCGUGGGAGGCGGCGUGGGGGCAGCUGCGCUACUCGGUGCCCGAAGAGAUGCCCAAGGGCUCGUUCGUGGGCGACGUGGCCAAGGACCUGGGGCUGCAGCUGCCGGCGCUAAUGGAGCGCGGCGUCCACAUUACAGAAAGAGGUAGGAUUCAGUAUUUCGCUCUGCACGGGAAGACGGGACAAUUAGUGACGGCGGAAAGGAUCGACAGAGAGCAGCUUUGCCGGCUGGUGGAGAAAUGCGUGCUGCGGUGUGAGCUGAUAGUGGAGGGUGAGAUGGAGGUUUACGGAAUCGAAGUGGAAAUCACGGACAUUAACGACAACGCGCCGAGUUUCAGAGAGGCAGAAACAGAGGUGAGAAUGAGCGAGAUGACAGUCCUGGGGGUGCAAUUUCCACUUCCCGGGGCUCAUGACCCCGACACCGGACUGAAUUCCCUGCAGAGCUACGAGCUGAGCGGUGACGAGCACUUCUCGCUGGCCGUGCAGUCGGGCCCCGGCGGCGAUCAGCGUCCCGAGCUGGUGCUGGCGAAGGCGCUGGACCGGGAGGAGGCGGCGUUUCACGAGCUGGUGCUGAGGGCGAUGGACGGCGGCGAUCCGGCACGGACGGGCACGGCUCGGAUCCGAGUGAGGGUGCUGGAUGCGAACGACAACGCGCCGGUGUUCAGCCAGGCGGAGUACACGGUGCGUGUGCCCGAGGACGUGCCCGUGGGCUCCACCCUCGUUACCGUCACGGCCACGGACUUUGACGAGGGCUUGUACGGGCUCGUGAAAUACUCUAUAAAGAAAGUGACAGACAUGGCAUCGGAUAUUUUCCAUCUGGAUACUGAAACUGGAGCGAUCAAGCUGUGUAAGAUUCUGGACUUCGAGGAAGGCGAUUUGUACGAAUUGGAGGUGCAGGCUCAUGAUGGGGGAGGCCUUUCUGACACGACGAAAGUCGCGAUCUCUGUGACAGAUGUGAACGACAAUGCGCCCGAACUGAAAGUAUCAUCAAAGCUGAAGGAGAUCUCGGAAGACGCCCCAUCGGGGACUGUGGUGGCCCUGCUGCACGUGCAGGACCGGGACUCGGGAGCUAACGGCAAGGUGCUCUGCUCGCUCGAGGGGGAUGUCCCAUUCAGGCUGGAGAACUCCUAUAAAGAUUACUACCGUGUGGUGACAGCGAGAGAGCUGGACCGAGAGCAGGUGUCGGAGUACAACGUGACGGUGCGGGCGGCUGACGGCGGGUCGCCGGCAUUGCAGAGCAGCGCGGUGCUGGCGCUGCGGGUGCUGGACGUGAACGACAACGCGCCGGUGUUCGCGGAGGAGCGCUACAGCGCGCGGCUGGCGGAGAACAACGCGGCGGGCGCGCUGGUGCUGACGGUGCGCGCGACGGACGCGGACUGGGGGCAGAACGCGCGCGUGCGCUACCGGCUGUCGGAGGGGCGGGUGCGGGGCGCGCCGCUGUCGUCGUACGUGUCGGUGCAGGCGGAGACGGGCGCGCUGUACGCGCUGCGCUCCUUGGACUACGAGCAGGUGCGCGAGCUGCGGCUGUGGGUGCGUGCGGAGGACGGCGGCGCGCCGGCGCUGAGCAGCAACGUGUCGGUGGUGCUGCAGAUCGUGGACGAGAACGACAACGCGCCGCAGGUGCUGUACCCGCCGGCGGGCGCGCUGCGGGCGGGCUCGGGCUCGGGCGGUGCGUGGUCGGGCGUGGAGCUGGCGCCGCGCUGGUCGGAGGCGGGCGCGCUGGUGGCCAAGGUGGUGGCGGUGGACGCGGACGCGGGCCAGAACGCGUGGCUGUCGUACGAGCUGGCCAAGGCGACGGAGCCGGGGCUGUUCCGCGUGGGGCUGCACAGCGGCGAGGUGCGCACGGCGCGCUCGCCGCUGGCCCGCGACGCGGCGCGCCAGAGCCUGGUGGUGGUGGUGAAGGACCACGGGCGGCCGGCGCUGUCGGCCACGGCCACGCUGAGCGUGGUGCUGGCCGAGAGCGUGGCCGAGCUGCUGGCCGAGCUGGGCAGCGCGGCCGACGAGGCGGCGGCAGAGCCGGGCGAGCCGGCCGUGAGCCUGACGCGCUGGCUCGUGCUGGCCGUGGCCGCCGUGUCCUGCCUCUUCGUCGCCUUCCUGCUGCUGCUGCUGGCGCUGCGCCUGCGCCGCUGGCGCCGCCAGCAGCUGCUGCCGCCCGCCAGCGGCGCCUUGCGCGGCGUGCCCGUCUCGCACUUCGUGGGCAUCGACGGCGUGCGCGCCUUCCUGCAGUCCUACUCGCACGACGUGUCGCUCACGGCCGACUCGCGCAAGAGCCAGCUGCGCUUCUCGGCCGGCGGCAGCUGCUGCGACACCCUCCCGGCCCGGCCGCUGCCCGACGAGCCCGCGCCGCUGCUCGGCGACGAGGACCCUGCCGGCGCCCUCCCCUCGGAUACCCUCGUGCCAUCGCAAGCUCAGCCUAACACAGAUUGGCGCUUCUCUCAGACCCAGAGACCUGGAACAAGUGGCUCCCAGAAUGGAGAGGAAGCUGGAGCCUGGCCCAACAACCAGUUUGACACGGAGAUGCUCCAAGCCAUGAUCCUGGCUUCAGCCAAUGAAGCAGCCGAUGGUAACUCGACCCUGGGUGGCGGCAAUGGCACGAUGGGGCUGAGCGCCCGCUACGGCCCCCAGUUCACCCUGCAGCACGUCCCCGACUACCGGCAGAACGUCUACAUCCCGGGCAGCAACGCCACCCUCACCAACGCCGCCGGCAAGCGCGACGCCAAGAACGCCGCCCCCGCCGGAGGCAACAAGAAGAAAUCCGGGAAGAAGGAGAAGAAGUAGUGAAGAAGAAAAAGGAGACCUUAGAGCUACAGGGCAGCCGGCUCCAGCACUCCCCCCCAAAACCACAGCCCAGGCCGGAGGACGAAUGUGAAUUUUUUUUGUGGUGCAAAAGCAGGAAAUGCUGCGAAUGUAUCUCGUCAUCAUCAGAGCUGAGAGCAGGGGCUCGCUGCUCUCAGGUCUCGUGAUGGAAACCAAUCCGGAAUCUAAAGCGAACGCAAACAAGUGCCCUGUGAAUAAUGUUUUAUACAAUCCCUCGGGUAUUAGCAUAUGCAAGGGCGGAAGGUCUUUUGCCGUGUCUUUGGAUCCGAUUUGCUCCCAGCUAGUCCGAGGAAAGGCACAAGGCUUGUGCUCGGCUUUGCCCACUGUAAAUAACUUUAAUGUGGAUCUUUUAAUUUAUAGCCCUUCAGCUAUUUUUUGGAAAGGAAAAGGAAGUUCUUAGCUUAUAGCCCACGCUCCAGUUCUUUGCUCUUAAAUUUUCCAUUCGUAAAAUUCACCCCCAGUCAAUGAUAGCGAUGGAUUUUGGAAUUUGGAAGUGGGUAGGGAGUGCUUCAGUUCCUGCUUACCUGUCAUCUGGAAAAAAAAAUUGUUUAUAUUGCAUGAGUCAAAGGGAAUAUGGCAAAGCUGCAUCCUAAACAUUUUUUUUUGUUGUUUAUUUGUUUUUUUAAAGUGUAACCACUAAUGGCCUGAAAUAAGAUAAGGAAAAAGCCCUCCUGCUGUGUGAGAGGCAGGGAAUUCCACGAGGAGCACGCCGAGGUGUGCGGCAGCUGCCCCGGCGGUUCUAGGGGUCUCCGAAGAGCAGACACAUCUCAAACCUUCUUUUGCAGUAAAUAUUUAUAUGUACAGUCGAUGUUCUUAUGGAAUUAAGGCUAAAAGAGCCUCGCUCCCCCCAGCGGCCAGGCCUGGCCGGGUCCCCCUCGCCCAGGGGGACACGGGGACGGCUCUCCACUGUCUGCACACGGUGUCUGCAUGCACGUCCCUCACCUCACACCUGCACUAGCGCAGUAGCUCCACGGACCCGCACAAACCCUCGCAUGCCCACGGCCAACGCGCCGGCAGCGCCCGAGCUUGGUGCCGGGGCUGCCCUGGGGAAGGGGUGGGAGGGGGUGGGACGGCUCAGGCGGGCUGGGGGAAACUCAUUAUUGCUUCUAGUUUGGGCCCCAAAGGCUGUUUGGGGUGGUGGGGCGGCUCUACAAGGCGGCUCUCGGGGUGGGAUGCGCGGGGCUGCCGGUGGGUGCAUGGCUUUGGGGUGGAGGUGGUGAGUGAGUAAGUGAUGGCUGUUUCGGUGGCGUUUGGGGACCAGAUCCGGUCAAGGGAGCCAAGAGCGGGGGGUGGCGCUGCAAAAUGGGGGCAGUAAUUGGGGGAGUGUCGCAUGAGACCCUGCGGGGCCAGCCCGGAGGAGGGGAUGAUCCCGCUGGCUUUGGGCUUUGCACCCUGCGAGGAGAAUUGGAGCGUGAGGAUUAGAGUUUCUCCAUGUGCCCAUCACCAAAGCACCAGGCCAGCUUCCCAUAGCAAAGCAGCUCUGAGCCCCCGGGGAGGCAGAUGGGGGCUUUGUGUAGCCGGAGCCAGGAGAGGAGCUCUGGGGUGCCCAGGAAGGGGCCACACCGAGUUUCCCAGGGGGGUGUGUGUUGUUUUUUUUUUUCCUUUUCUAAUCACUAACACGUAACUCACCCGAGCAGAUCCAGCCCUUUCAGCCAGGCUCUCCCCACCCCUGCCCCCUCCCCAACCCCAGGGCAGCAGGAGCAUCCUCCGUGCUCCAUCCGGAUCCUGCCACCUCCGGCGCUGGCUGCACUGGGAGCGGGUCCCACCCUGUCCCCUGCAGCUGCCACCUGCCCCUCCUCUAGAAAUGCUGUAGCUGAAUCGUAGUCUUUAUAUUUUUCUUUUUAAUCUGCAAUCUGAGGUAGCGUAGUGAGUGUCGUGUAUUUAGUGGCGUGUUAUUUUUAAUCGCGGUAACUAACUUGUGGACAUCAGUAUUUUCAAUUUUCGCUGUAUCUUCUUUCCAUGUGGUCUGUGCUCCGAGUGUACGUGAAAUGAAACACGUUUGCCCUUUCAAUGUGUCUAAUAUUGAAUUAUACUUAUAUAUUAUAUAUAUGCUUAUAUCCUUCUUAUACCCAUAUAGACCAACGUCGAUGUGUUACACGCAAGUUUUAUACUCUAAUAUUUAUAUUGCUUUUUUUCUUUGGGAAAAAAAAAUAAUAAAAUGGUUUCUUCUGAA
Messenger RNA from Oenanthe melanoleuca, 8054 nucleotides. RefSeq names its product protocadherin gamma-A9-like. The record is from RefSeq and is a predicted model, not a curated record. Bases 311 to 5842 code for a protein of 1843 amino acids. NCBI's taxonomy places the organism in Eukaryota, Metazoa, Chordata, Aves, Passeriformes, Muscicapidae. Gene Ontology annotation, biological process: homophilic cell-cell adhesion. The transcript is spliced from 7 exons. Gene Ontology annotation, molecular function: calcium ion binding. Gene Ontology annotation, cellular component: plasma membrane.